ACAUAAUCAACGCUGGAAAACGGUUCAUAAACAUCGCGUUCUCUCUUCGGCUCGACACUCGUGCUGGUAGCAACCGCUGUUGUUUCGAGUGGAGCGCCGUUUGCUGCCUUGUGCUUGUUGCCGUAAUUUGUGUCCCGUGCCGUGACUCCCGUCCCGUCCUCUCCUGUCCGACGGGAGUCUGUAGCGCAGUCUUCGCUGCGCAGGAGGUUCUUCCCGCUCCGCCGCGCGGCGCCUUCCACCAUGGCCCGUCAUUUCCUCGCGGUUCAGCUCGCGCUGCUCGUCACAGUCUCACACUCCUCCGCCGCCGCCGCCGCCGCGUCCGCCCCUCCCACGCCGCCGCCCGCUUCGUUCUUCCCCUUUCCCAUUUCCUUCGGAUCCAUGGGCGGAAAGCCUUUCUUCGCCGGCACGCAUACACCGCAGAAGCCGCCGCCAGCGGCGGCGCCGCGUACGGGAAAGCCUUGGAAUCGGCGAACGGGAGUUGCGGCGGCGUGCAGCGAGUCGAGUCUGAGCGGCUUCACGUCAUCGAAAACGCUCACGCCGGGCCUGGUUCUCCACUGGAAGGCCACGUCAGGGACGACCGUAAAUAUGGCGCUGCAAGCCACGUCAGCCGCCGUUUCGGGCGGGUGGUUCGGCGUCGGCUGGUCGUCGGCCGGCAAGAUGUACCCGUCCGACUGCGUCAUCGCGAAUAGCGAGCUCUACGGGGCUAUUAACGCGUACACCAUAGGGGACUACUCGCCAACGAGCAUCAUCCCCUUUGCGUCCUUCUCGCUCGGCUCGUCGCCCGCGUUAUCCGGCGGCGUCGCCACCUUCUCCCGGACGGUGGGCACGGGCGACAAGAUAUCAUUCGUGAGCGGCCCCAUGAAGACCAUCUGGGCCUACUCCGACGGCCCUUCCACCGCCCUAGACGGCCACGCUGGCCACCGCGGCACCGUCACCAUCGACUACUCCUGCGACGCCACUGCCACCCCUUCCCCGCCCCCCCCUCCCCCCCACGCCCUCUCCCCCGCCCCCCCGGGUUUCCACCCCCCCCCCGCCUCCAGUUUCCGCCUCCCACCCCCCACCUUCGACCACCCCCACCCCCUCCCCUCCGCCGCCCGCGUCGUUUCCACCUGUUGGUGCGGCGUGCCCGGCGUCAUCUCUUGCCAGGUUUCGCCUAUCAAGUGGAGCUCAACGGACCGCUUGGUGAUGGGGCUGUGAGUGGUGAUGGGGCCCUCUAUUUCCUCGGUUGGCCCUCUAUUUCCUCGGUUGGCCCUCUAUUUCCUCGGUUGGCCCUCUAUUUCCUCGGUUGCCCUUCUAUUUCCUCGGUUGGCCCUCUAUUUCCUCGGUUGGCCCCUAUUUCCUCGGUUGGCCCUCUAUUUCCUCGGUUGGCCCUCUAUUUCCUCGGUUGGCCCUCUAUUUCCUCGGUUGGCCCUCUAUUUCCUUGGUUGGCCCUCUAUUUUCUCGGUUGGCCCUCUAUUUCCUCGGUUGGCCCUCUAUUCCCUCGGUUGGCCCUCUAUUUCCUCGGUUGGCCCUCUAUUUCCUCGGUUGGCCCUCUAUUUCCUCGGUUGGCCCUCUAUUUCCUUUCUCCCUCUCCCUGCCGCCCCCCUUCCCCCCACACUCCACCCUCAGCAUCCUCCUGCACUGGACCGUCACCAGCCGCACCACCAUCAGAUUCACAAUCGAAGCUCGCAGCACAGCCCAGCCAACUUUUUUGUCCCU
Molecule: messenger RNA, 1698 nt
Organism: Closterium sp. NIES-67
Lineage: Eukaryota; Viridiplantae; Streptophyta; Zygnematophyceae; Desmidiales; Closteriaceae
Source: the annotation of a GenBank genome assembly